CUACUAAAAAAACAUUUCAAAGGCUUUGAAGAGAAAGCCAAACUCUUUCUCUCAACCCACACAAACUGGGUUCUUCAGUCUCCCGAUGAUGGUGGCUGCGCCAGCUAAUUGUCCGAUGUCUUUUAGAUUCAUGAACCACAACCUCUCGACUCUGCGCUCCGCCCCCUUCAGAUAUCGCCUUGACUUGCCCUCUUCAGCUCGAAUACCCUUAUCUUCUUCGCGUUCUGUGAGUGUGUCUUCUGCCGGUGCUGCUUCUCCAAUUAUCAACCAAGAUUAUCAAAAUCUUGAAUCCAAUUCUCUCGGACACCUCACUCGUCCUGAUUUCCCCAUUCUUCAUCAGGAGGUAAAUGGGUCAUCGCUUGUUUAUCUAGAUAAUGCUGCAACUUCUCAAAAGCCAAUCUCUGUCUUGAAUGCCUUACAAAAUUAUUAUGAAAAGUACAAUUCAAAUGUGCACCGUGGGAUUCAUUACUUGAGUGCAAAAGCUACGGAUGAAUACGAGAUGUCAAGAAAGAAGGUUGCAACUUUCAUUAAUGCAUCUGACCCUGGAGAGAUCAUUUUCACCAGAAAUGCUACAGAAGCCAUCAAUUUAGUAGCUUAUACUUGGGGUGUCUCCAAUUUAAAGCCGGAAGAUGAGGUUAUAUUAACAGUAGCUGAACAUCACAGUGCUAUUGUUCCAUGGCAAAUUGUAGCUCAAAAAACUGGUGCCAUCUUGAAGUUUGUUGAGUUAACUGAAAAUCAAGUUCCUGAUACAGAGAUGUUGAGAAGAUUGAUUUCAAAGAGAACAAAGUUAGUGGUUGUUCAUCAUGUCUCCAAUGUGCUGGCUUCUGUUCUUCCAAUUGGUGAUAUUGUUGAUUGGGCACAUAAAUUUGGGGCGAAAGUGCUAGUAGAUGCUUGUCAGAGUGUUCCCCAUAUGGUGGUUGACGUACAAGGCCUUGGUGCUGAUUUUCUGGUUGCUUCUUCUCACAAGAUGUGUGGGCCUACAGGUGUAGGGUUCUUAUUUGGUAAAAGUGAUCUAUUGUCUGCCAUGCCUCCUUUCUUAGGAGGCGGAGAAAUGAUAUCCGAUGUGUUUCUGGAUCAUUCAACUUAUGCUGAUCCUCCAAACAGAUUUGAAGCUGGAACUCCUGCUAUUGGGGAGGCUAUUGGACUGGGAGCAGCAAUAGAUUAUUUAUCUGGGAUUGGCAUGCAAAAGAUUCAUGAUUAUGAGGUAGAGCUGGCUAAUUAUCUGUAUGAAAGGUUGCAAGGAAUCCCUGGUGUCCAUAUUUAUGGCCCGGCACCUUCUCAGAGCGAGGCUCGUGCAGCCCUUUGUUCAUUCAACGUUGACAAAAUUCAUCCAACAGAUAUUGCCACUUUUAUUGACCAGCAGCAUGGGAUUGCCAUUAGGUCAGGGCAUCACUGUGCGCAACCCCUUCAUCGACGUUUGAAUGUCAAUGCCAGUGCACGUGCUAGCCUCUAUUUCUAUAACACCAAGCAAGAUGUCGAUAACUUUAUUGACUCUCUCAAGGACACAAUCCAAUUCUUUUUAGCUUAAAAUAAAUAAAUAUCAAUCCUUUUUAUUUUUUUGUCUUCAUUUGCAGUGUCAUCCAUAUGUGAAAAUAAUAAUAAUUUAGUGGCCAUAUUAGUUGAUUUCCUUGUGGCUGUGAUUACUCAAACAAAAUGCUAAACAUUACUCUGUACUCACCUCUGUCAAUUCACAAUUAUAGAAAUGUAAAUUGAAGAUCUAAAUGGAGGAUUAUGUUAUU
Molecule: messenger RNA, 1739 nt
Organism: Impatiens glandulifera
Lineage: Eukaryota; Viridiplantae; Streptophyta; Magnoliopsida; Ericales; Balsaminaceae
Product: cysteine desulfurase 1, chloroplastic
Exons: 10
Coding region: 86-1528 (480 amino acids)
Molecular function (GO): cysteine desulfurase activity; pyridoxal phosphate binding
Source: RefSeq, a predicted model, not a curated record